CCAGGAAAGCAAGCUGAUACUGAUCUUUCUUAGCGGGAGGAAUUAAUUCUGGUUUGUGCACGUUUUUGUUUUUGUUUUUAUAUAUAUAUUUAUAUAUCCUCAUGACUCUUAAUGACACAUCUGUGAAUCAGCAUCAUUUUAUUUCCAGCCAAACUUUACUCUACUUCAGCCCCCAAACAUCAUCUCUCCUCAGCUGUCACCCCCCUAUCCAAACAUACACACAGGUUCAGUCUCCUCGCACGCAUCUGCACUCUGACUCGGUCAAAUUUUGGCUUUUUGAUGUCACCCCCCCACCAGCUGUUCUGUCCAACAAUCCCCAGGGAUCAGUUUGGCACUAAGUAACCCCAUAUCCCGUAAUACAACAUUCUUCUCCAGGUCUCGUUCUUAGGAAAAACUGGCUAUGAAGCGGGUAGGCCUUACAUUCCUCUUGUGGCUUUGCACUGCUCUGUCUUUCGCUUUCCUUCUCCCUCUCUCGUUCCCCUCUUCCUUCGCUCUGUUAUGCCUUUCCAAGACAUUCCAGAUGUGGGCUAGCCUGGCUCUGUUGCAGUUAAACUCUACCUCUGGCUACAUAUGAUAACAAAGUCUGGGUUUGUACAGAAACACUGCUGGCCGGAUCCUUCACCGCUUCCCCGCUCCUUUUCCAUCUGACAGACUUUAUGACAUCCACUGCUGCUCUGGGAUCUCUACCCUCCAGGAUAUUGAGGGCUUGAUUGUUUUUUUGGAUAAGAGUUUGAGGAAGCAGACAGUCCAGUGGUAAGACAGACAGGGCUGGAUGGACUGUAGUUCCACAAGCGGAAAGAUUUCAAGUAGCUGUUGGAGAUUUUUAUUUUCUGGUCAGCUAAAGCCAAGCGAAUGCAUGGUGUCAAAGCAUUUUGGCUUCAAGCAAUGGGAGGAAAAUGGCUCAACUGUGGAUUACAAUAUUAGGUGUUAAAACUGUUGCAUUUACUUGUUGGACUAUUGCUGGCACUUGCAACAUUUCCAGAAGGGAGUAAAAAUACCAUCAUAGCAACUUUUCUUCGUCCUUCAUUGUGUCCACAUGUUGCUUAUUUUGUUUGUCUGGCCUUGCACCGAUUUCAGGUGAAAGUUACAUCACCGCCAUCUGGAAAUUAUUCUCACAAAAGAAAGAAUCUGAGAGAUGUUCAGUCGGAAAAACAAGUUUGGUCAUGUGGGUCUGCCUGGCCUCCAUCCAGAUCUGAUGAUUUCAGCUGAUUUCAUCACUUCAUGAAAGAAUAGAGUACCUUAAAUGGUUGAUAGAGAGUAACAGAGACGCAGAGAGUGGAAGAAAGUGAUUAAGGAGGGCUUGAGAGGAGGGCAUUUCCUGUAAUCAUCAUGAAGGCAGCGAUGUCCUCCCGUGCCUGUUUUCUGUCGUGUCUCAGACAGAAUCCAGGUGACACGAGCAGUGAACGCGGUGGAUCUCCUCUGUCAUUUCAGACACAGGAGCAAUCCGCUUCGUCCAAGCCUCAGACUGUCUGCGGGAUGUCUGAGGGAAACGUUACAGUGCUGCCUUUGGGACCUUCAUCUCUGGACCUGUCCAGGCAAGAGCAGCGGACGCUGACCAGACUGUACAGCCAGAAUGGAGGAUAUCACCUCAGGAUUUUACCAGAUGGGACAGUGAAUGGUGGCAGGCAGGAGAAUGACCCUUAUGACAUCCUGAGGAUAAAGGCUGUGAGUGCAGGAGUGGUGGUUGUCAAGGGGGAAAGGACAGGAAGGUACCUGGCUAUGAACAAAAAUGGACUCCUCUACGGAUCGCAAGCACUGAACGAUGAGUGUUACUUCCUGGAGAAGUACGAAGAAAACCACUACAACACAUAUCGCUCCCAGAAGUACAACUGGUAUGUUGGGCUGAAGAGGAACGGUAAACCCAAAGCAGGACCAGACACCCACCAGGGUCAGAAGGCCAUCUUUUUCCUGCCAAGGCCUGUAGGCAACAUGUGAAGCAAGACGGCACCAGGAACCACGGACAUGCUCACUGAAAUCUUGUUUGAUUCCGGGCAAAGUAUCCCAUCUAAAGGUCACUUCAAAUCAACGUAACAGGGCAGGAAAGCCUGAGGGAAACGCAUAAAGCUGUUUUGUACAGUUCGUUAAAGCUCUGUUUCAACGUUAAUAGCCAUAAUGUUCUCCUGUUUAUGCAGGGAAUAUGAGCCCUGGCUAAGCAGCUUAUGCUGUAUAUGAUCAUCACAGCUGUAUGAGCUAGUAUCUAAAAUACUUUCUGCAUAUUAGUCCAUACAUGCCUUCUCACUGCAGGUAGAAAACACAUGUGGUAUCAGUGCAUGACAGCCCUGAAAAAUGGUUGCCCACUUUGAACUCCAGUAUGAAAUACCACCGCUGGAAGAAAGCAACGGGCCGCUUUUACACAGAAAUACUUUCACAGUUGAUCAUGUCUGGCACAAAGGAAACCAACAAGGCAGUAAAAACUAAAAAUCCGACCAUCUGGCUUUGGAUUCAAACUCGUUAUUUUACAGUGCGGGGGAAAAAAAGUUUUAAUAUGAUUAUUGCAGUGCCUUAACUGUACUUCAGUAGGUUGGAUAUUUGUUGACUUCUGAAUGACUGGCAAUGUUGCUGGUAACUACUUUUAAUCUGCUCAAGCCUGUUUCUGUAACCACUUGUGUGCUAUGGGGAAUAUCAACAGUUUUCAAAGAGCGUUUCAAAAAAACAAAAACAACAACAACAACAGAACAUUUACAAAAGUUUCAAUUCUAGGUCAGAGAACAAACUUGAAAUGACAUAGUCUUAGUGCUAAAAUGCUGCUCCUGGAGAAAACACUCUUGUUUAUGAAAGGGUUAGCCGGGAAAUCAGUGAAACAUUUGUGUGAUUGUGUGAUUAUAUUGUAUUAUUAAAUUGUUAUUAUGCGUCCAGGUCCAGGCUGCCAGAAAGCCUUCAAGACAGAUGUGAAAACUUUGUUUCAGCAGUCAGUGAAGUUACUAUUGAGUUGUGUGUUUGGGAAAAGGAGAAAACAAAGAAGAGUUUGCAUCUUAGCGACAAGAAAUACCCAAGUUUGGAUUAGUUGAUUUUGUUUAAGGAAGGAGAGACCAAAAUCAAAAUGGAUCAGCUUCACAUCCCAGCAAAUCUUUCAAUAAAUGUAUCUUUUUGUUUGUUUGUUUGUUUUCCCUGGAAACACAUGUUACUGUAACAUUAUAAUAUGUUAAAUUACUAUUGUGAAUAUUUAUUUAUAGUAAGAUUUAAUUCUACUAACAGUAACAUGACCGCCUUUUUCAAAGCAAUACAUAUUGUAUUAAGUGUAUUUAAAUGUAUUACAUUUACAAAGUCUGCAUUAUUAUCCACAAAAAUAGUUUGUCUGAUUUUCUGUAACUGUGUUCUUCCCGUAACACAGACAUGUGAAUUAAAGUUUUUAAGUGCACAUACAUCA
Molecule: messenger RNA, 3367 nt
Organism: Scatophagus argus
Lineage: Eukaryota; Metazoa; Chordata; Actinopteri; Scatophagidae
Product: putative fibroblast growth factor 1
Exons: 3
Coding region: 1330-1935 (201 amino acids)
Biological process (GO): positive regulation of cell population proliferation; cell differentiation; positive regulation of protein phosphorylation
Cellular component (GO): cytoplasm
Molecular function (GO): growth factor activity; fibroblast growth factor receptor binding
Source: RefSeq, a predicted model, not a curated record